CCGUGACCUGUCCUGCACAUCAACAAGGGGCGAGGGUGUAGCAGAGUCGUAAAAGGGCGACACUCGACUGCGACGACAAGCGCGACGACGUUCCCCUCUCUUAGUUUGCUUUUCUUCCCGCCGACACCGCCUACCGCUACCGCCCAAGAGGUUCCGUCGCGACCGCCUUUUUGUCUCCAAAACUAUAAUCGCUCGAUCCAGUUUUCAAUCUCGUCGCCGCCUUUGUACGUUGCUCUUGGAGGCUGUUGUACCUGUACACACGUCUUGGAUGAUAGGGCAGCAUCUGUUGGAGUUAGCAUUUGCGCAUCGCUCUACCUCCUACGCGUCCUGAAAGCGGCGGUCGUCUGCUUGUAUCCAACCACCUAGUUGCGCCCUCACUUGCGCCCUAGACAUGCCCCGAAGGAUUACCAACCCUUUUUCCUCCUCCUCCUCUUCCUCCACUAUGCCGAACCCUGACAGGGCCGCCGAGCGAAGGCCGUCUCUGUCCAAAGCCACCCGCAUCGCCCAGUUCUUCUCUUCGCCCAAGAGCAAGGAUCAGCUCUCGGAAAAGCAGGCCCUCCAGGCCAUGCAACAGAACCAGGGCGCCGGUACGGCGACAAGCAUUUUGUCGCUGCCCUCCAUUUCACUCUCCGAGGACCUCAACAGCCAUGAGUCCACCACUCUUUUCCAGCCCCCCUCCCUCGAGGAAACGCUCAAGCGCCAACGCGCCGAGGCCCAGUUCGGUCCUCUGAACAGCCAGAGCCACCGCUACAUUAGCACACACGAUGGCAGCACUCUCGAGCCGCCCGUUGAAGACGAGCCCCCAUAUUAUUACGUCCUCACUACUUAUCUCAGCUACCUUAUCCUAAUAUUCUUCGGUCACGCCCGCGACUUUUUCGGCAAGAGAUUCGGCGACCAGAACCACUACAAGGCACUCCGGGCUCAGAACGGCUACGCACCCCUGAACGACGAUUUCGACAACUUCUACGUUCGCAGACUCAAGAUGCGCAUCGACGACUGCUUCGCCAGACCCACCACUGGCGUCCCUGGCCGCUACAUCACUCUCCUUGACCGCAAGUCUGAUGACUUCAAUCGCAACUACCAGUACACCGGUACCUGCACCGAGACCCUGAACAUGAGCUCGUACAACUAUCUUGGUUUCGCCCAGUCCGUUGGCCCUUGCGCCGAUGCCGUUGAGGAGUGCGUUCGCAAGUAUGGCCUCAGCGCCUGCAGCCCUCGCGCGGAUACUGGUACUUCUGAUCUCGCUCUCGAGGUUGAACGCGAAAUUGCAAAGUUCGUUGGCAAGCCCGCUGCCAUGGUUUUCUCGAUGGGCUUCGUCACCAACGCUGGUUCCUUCCCUGCGCUCGUCUCCAAGGGUGAUCUCAUCAUUUCCGAUGAGCUCAACCACGCCUCCAUUCGUAUCGGUGCCCGUUUGUCUGGAGCGGUCAUCAAGUCGUUCAAGCACAACAAUAUGGAGGAUCUCGAGAAGCUGCUUCGUGAGGCUAUUGCCCAGGGUCAGCCCCGCACUCACCGCCCCUGGAAGAAGAUCCUUGUCGCUAUCGAAGGUCUCUACUCGAUGGAGGGAACCAUGUGCGAUCUGCCCGGUAUUUUGGCUCUCAAGAAGAAGUACAAGUUCUUCCUCUACAUCGAUGAGGCUCACAGUAUCGGUGCUGUUGGUGCCAACGGCCGUGGUGUCUGCGAUUACUUCAAUGUCGAUCCUGCUGAAGUUGAUAUUCUCAUGGGAACUUUGACCAAGUCUUUCGGUGCUAAUGGCGGUUACGUUGCGGCCGAGAAGCACAUCAUCGAUAAGCUCAAGGCUACCAAUGCCGCUACCCUCCUUGGUGAAUCGCCUGCUCCUGCUGUUCUGAUGCAGAUUCUCGCUUCGCUCAAGAUUAUUGAGGGUGAGCUUGUUCCCGGUCAAGGCGAGGAGCGUCUUCAGCGCAUUGCCUUCAACUCUCGCUAUCUCCGUCUCGGUCUCAAGCGUCUUGGCUUCAUUGUUUACGGCCACGACGACUCCCCUAUCAUUCCCGUCAUGCUUUACAACCCCGGCAAGAUUUCUGCUUUUAGCCACGAAAUGCUGAAGCGCAAGAUCGCGGUCGUCGUUGUUGGAUAUCCCGCUACACCUCUCAUCAGCUCUCGUGCCCGCUUCUGCGUAUCAGCUGCACACAACAAGGACGAUCUUGAUCGCCUCCUUGCUGCCUGCGACGAAGUGGGUGACAUUCUCCAGAUCAAGUUCUCUACCGGUGUCGCGGGAGGUCUCGAACCCUUGCCUGCAGGUGUUACCCCCGAGAUGGAGAAGGAGUACAUUAAGGCUAAGGGCCAGGCUCUCAUCAAGCCACCUAGGUGGAAGCUGGAGGACGUCAUUGCACGUGGUGUCGAGGACGCCAAGCGGACACUGAGGUAAAAUGCUCGUUGGACGAUUGUGUGUGGUAGCGCCUGGCACUCACUUGAAAGGGCCGGUGCAAUUGUAUAUAUAGUACUAGGCGGCUAGGGCACGCUAACCAUGUGCCUCCUCUUGGGAAUCUUCUUUGCCCUUUGGGCAUCAUGAGGAUGUCGAUUGACAUCUCUCUUUUCUUUCCUGCUAUCGGCAGGAUUUUCAUGGUUUUAAUGAGGGUAUGCCAGGGAUGGGCCUAAUGUUUAAAACGUUCAAGAGAAAGCAAUGGGACGGAAGCCGAAUGAGCAAAGCAUGGCCUAUUGCAAAGGUUUGCUCAUUUAAUAUGAUAUCAGCUUUGGAGUUGGGUUGGUUAGGGUGAUCAACUGUACGAAAAUGAAUGUGCACAAGGGGGUCUUAAUGACGCACAAAGCAAUAGACCACUAUAAAGGAAAGAUCCUUCAAUGUAAAAACAUAUCACAAUGAAUCAUU
Messenger RNA from Neurospora tetrasperma FGSC 2508, 2842 nucleotides. RefSeq names its product serine palmitoyltransferase 2. The coding region runs from base 392 to 2383 and encodes 663 amino acids. Gene Ontology annotation, biological process: ceramide biosynthetic process; sphingosine biosynthetic process. Lineage: Eukaryota; Fungi; Ascomycota; Sordariomycetes; Sordariales; Sordariaceae. The transcript is spliced from 2 exons. Gene Ontology annotation, molecular function: pyridoxal phosphate binding; serine C-palmitoyltransferase activity. The record is from RefSeq and is a predicted model, not a curated record. Gene Ontology annotation, cellular component: serine palmitoyltransferase complex.